AUGUCAGACGUUGAAAACGACCAACAAACUUUAGAAGAAGAGAAGACAGAAGAUAAAGAAAAGGUUGAGGAAGAAGUUCCUGCCGAAUCAACUGAAUUAGAACAACCUUCUAAACCGAAAAAAAAGAAGAAAAAAAUUGAUUUUGCUGAAUUUGAACAACAAUUGAAGGAAGUAGGUGGGGAAGAGACUCGUGGUGCUGAAGAUGAUAAUAUAUUUGUUCCAGAAGGCGAACAGGUAGAAAAAGUAUCAGUCGAGGAAGCUUGGUUAAAAUCAGAUCGGGAUUACACAUAUCAAGAACUUUUGGGACGUGUAUUUCGAAUUCUUCGGCAAAACAACCCUGAGCUUGCAGGUGAUAAAAAAAGAUACACGAUUGUCCCACCAUCAGUCCAUCGAGAAGGAAACAAAAAAACGAUUUUCGCAAAUAUUUCAGAUAUUUGUAAGAGAAUGCACAGACAACCGGAACACGUUAUUCAAUUCUUAUUUGCUGAAUUGGGAACAAGUGGUUCGAUUGAUGGUUCUCAAAGACUAGUUAUUAGAGGUCGUUUCGUACAAAAACAGUUAGAAAACGUUUUGCUUGAAUAUGUUACAUGUAAAACUUGUAAGUCACCAGACACGAUCUUAACAAAAGAAAAUCGUAUUUUUUUCCAACAAUGUGAAAGUUGUGGGUCCACAAGAUCAGUGUCUGCAAUAAAAACAGGGUUUAAAGCACAAACUGAGAAGAGAGCUGCUCAAAGAAGGGCCGCUGUGCAAUAA
Molecule: messenger RNA, 753 nt
Organism: Dentiscutata erythropus
Lineage: Eukaryota; Fungi; Glomeromycota; Glomeromycetes; Diversisporales; Gigasporaceae
Source: the annotation of a GenBank genome assembly